Alternaria ethzedia is the source of this 1608-nucleotide messenger RNA. RefSeq lists its product as uncharacterized. Bases 1 to 1608 code for a protein of 535 amino acids. Lineage: Eukaryota; Fungi; Ascomycota; Dothideomycetes; Pleosporales; Pleosporaceae. The record is from RefSeq and is a predicted model, not a curated record. The transcript has 2 exons. Gene Ontology annotation, molecular function: steroid hydroxylase activity; oxidoreductase activity, acting on paired donors, with incorporation or reduction of molecular oxygen; heme binding.
AUGGAUUUCAGCAACGCGACACGUGUGGACGAUCAAUUGGGGCCGGCGUUCGCAGUAUUGGAGAGCAGCCUCGUCGUACAGUGCGUCGUGGCCAUAGCUGCGAUAUGUGUUUGCACGAGGAUAUGGUCGUCGCACGUCUUCAGAUCCAUCAAGUACGGCAAAGGCCACAAUGUCUUACCACCAACACUGCCGUAUUGGAUUCCGGGACUUCGACAUGCUCUCUCGAUGGCGAACGAAUACGGUGACGGCUCACCCUUCUUCCUCGACGGCGCAGGCGAAAGAUUGCUCUUCAUCCUUGACCCCGAGCACAUCAAAGGCGCGCUCAACAAUUCCGCCGAACUAGACCCCAACCCCUUCAUCCACGACAAGAUCAUGGGCGCACUAAUGAGCAGUCCCAAAGCCGCCAUCGACUACUACAACUCACCAGAAAGCAACACGGACUACAUCCAAACUACGCACAUCCGGCAACACACCACUGGCUCCAAUCUCGGUCUCCUCGUCCAACGCCUCUUCGAUGUCAUGAGGCGCACCAUCUCCGAAACCCUCGCCUCAACCCCCGAUGGGACAUGGCACGAAAUCCCCGAUCUUUACGCUUUCCUCGAAUACCACCUCUCCUACGGCAUAACGGAAACACUACUUGGAAGCUCGAUUAUCGAAUCCUACCCAGAAAUCAUAACAGACCUUUGGGUUCACAUAGAAGCCACAGAUCACUUCUUCAUGGGCCUCCCCCGCUUCGUCAUCCCAAAAGCAUACGCCGCCCGCGACCGCCUCCUCUCCGCAAUCCGCACCUGGACCAUCAAGUCCGAGGCUCUGCGUCAAGCCAACGCUGUAAACACUGUGUGGGACCCCGUGGCAGGUUCGGGCCUUCUUCAAGAGCGCGAGAAACUGUACAGCGGAAUGCCUGGCCACGGUAUCGAAGGCCGAUCCGCUCAAACUCUCGGUUUGCUCUACGGAGGAACCAGCCUAACCGUGCCCGUCACAUUCUGGUAUCUGUUCGAAACGCUGCGGAACCCGGAACUACAACAGCGUGUGUUGUCUGAGAUGAAGGACCACGUAGACGAGGAGACAAAAUUGUACAACUUCAUGCAACUCACAUCGCGCCCGCUAUUCCAGAGCCUCCACGCCGAGACAACACGAAUGUAUAGUUCCAACCUCGCGGUUCGAGAGGUUACGAGUGACGUGUGGAAAUUAGAUGGGAAAUACAGUGUACCGAAAAGAACCCAAGUCUUCAUCAGCCAUAAAUUCGCCGGCCAAUUCACCCAGGGCUGGAAGUCCAUCCGACCUCAAACUGUUGCCAAGCCUCUAGAUACCUUUUGGCCUGAUCGGUAUAUCGUUGGUAAUGCUGGUGAUGAGAAGAGAGAAAAGUUCAGCGACGCAGGUCUAAGCGGUAGUUGGACUAGUUUCGGUGGCGGCGAACAUAAAUGCCCCGGUAGGCAUUUCGCACGCAAUAUCGGCAUUGUGACACUAGCGGUAUUGAUGGGGGUGUUUGAGAUUGAAGUGAGUGAUUUGGAGAGAGCGAGGAGGCUGGAUCCGGGGAAUAAGAGGAAGGCGUUUGGGACAAUGAGGCCGAGAGAGGGGAUUGCGGGGAGGGUUAGGCGGAGGGUUUAG